AUGGAUAAGUCUUGGAUGCAUGCUGAUAGAAGAUCACACACAUAUGAACUAGGUGUUGAGGAAUUUCUAAAGUUUGCUUUUGAGAAUCCUAGCGAUGUAGAUAAUAUUUGCUGUCCCUGCGCUAAAUGUGGGGGCACAGAUGAGACAUUUUCAAUUAGGAUGAUAAAAGAUCAUCUAUAUUGGAAUGGUAUAGAUGAGAGUUACAAAGAUUGGGUAUGGCAUGGGGAACCUUCUAGGGCAACGAUGAAUGCCAAUGAAGAGCCAUCUGAAGCUACUGUAGAUAUGGUAGAAGAAGAAGAUGGGGUAGACAAUAUAGGGUUGGGAGAUCAGGGAGAAAAAAAGGCUGGUGAGGAUGAGGUUUAUUUCGAUAAUGGUGAGGAUGAGCAGUUUUCAGUAGACUCAAAUGACUUUAUGAAGUUAGUCGACAAUGGAGAUAAAGCUUUAUACCCUGGUUGUAAGAAGCACACCAAAUUGAAUGCGCUUAUACAGACUUAUAACCUGAAAGCAAAGCAUGGAAUGUCUGAUGUGUGCUAUUCUGACAUGUUGAUCAUGAUUGGAAUGUUUCUUCCUGAAGGUAAUGAGAUACCAGGGUCAGAGUAUGAGGCUAAAAAGACUUUAGUUUCAUUAGGAAUGGAAUAUAAAAAAAUACAUGCAUGUCCUAAUGACUGCAUUUUGUAUAGAGGAGAGCAUGUUGAUGCGACUAGUGGUCCUACUUGUGGGGAGUCAAGGUGGAAAUUAGGCAACGGUAAUAUUGAGAAGCAAGGGGUACCCGCGAAAGUAUUGUGGUACUUUCCCCCAAUUCCACGGUUUAAGCGCAUGUUUCAAUCGACAAAAACUUCCAAAAACCUAACUUGGCAUGCGUCUGAAAGACGAAAAGAUGAGUUUAUGCGUCAUCCAGCAGAUGCCCCCACUUGGAAGUUAGUGGACCAAAAAUGGCCAGAAUUUGGUAAUGAUCCUAGGAACCUUAGACUUGCACUCUCAUCUGAUGGCUUCAAUCCCCACAGCUCUUUAAGUAGCAGAUAUUCUUGCUGGCCAGUUAUACUUCCCUUAAUUGACGAUUUAAAAGAGCUGUGGGAUGGGAUAGAUGGAGUGUAUGAUGCAUUUAAGGGAGAAUACUUUAAACUGAAAGCUGUUCUGUUUUGGACAAUAAAUGAUUUUUCCGCUUAUGGGAACUUAUCAGGUAGUGUUACGAAGGGUUAUAAUGGUUGUCCUAUAUGUUGUGAGACAGUGAUGUUCCCCUGGUCAGCUGCUGACCAGGGGAACGGGACCGUGUUGUGA
Rosa rugosa (rugosa rose) is the source of this 1278-nucleotide messenger RNA. RefSeq lists its product as uncharacterized. The transcript has 2 exons. Bases 1 to 1278 code for a protein of 425 amino acids. The record is from RefSeq and is a predicted model, not a curated record. NCBI's taxonomy places the organism in Eukaryota, Viridiplantae, Streptophyta, Magnoliopsida, Rosales, Rosaceae.